This is a messenger RNA of Durio zibethinus, 2693 nucleotides long. RefSeq names its product phytyl ester synthase 2, chloroplastic-like. NCBI's taxonomy places the organism in Eukaryota, Viridiplantae, Streptophyta, Magnoliopsida, Malvales, Malvaceae. Gene Ontology annotation, cellular component: membrane. The record is from RefSeq and is a predicted model, not a curated record.
UAAGACAAAAUAAUAUAGUAAUAGUCGAUUCUAGACGAUGCAAAGACAUACUUGCGGAAAUCUCGACGACCCAAACCCAAACCAACCAGUCAUAAGCUUCUCUCUUUUGACCCAUAUUGCCAAUUCACAGCGCAAACAAACAGAUGAAAAGAAAAAAUAAAUAAAAGGGAGGUGGGAUAACAUUCGUUGCCAUGGCAGCAACUAGAGCUUCUUUGUUUCUCGCCGGUUCAUCGUUGAGGUUAGCAGCCGGAAAGUCCGGGAGGAACCGGCAUGUAAACUUAUCUCGACGGAUGGCGGCGUCGGCAGAGCGGAUAUCGGCGGCGGAGACCGUGACGACGAGUUUAAUAGAGAAAGGAAAGUUGUUGGAGGAGAAAAAGAAGAAGAAGAAGAAGAAAGGAAGGAAGGAAGAGAGUGAGUUGAUAUCAAAUGUUUACUCCAAUCUGGAGGAGAUAAAGGAGGAGAGUCGAAAGACGUUGAAAGAUUAUUUCCAAGAGUGUAAAGAUUUAAUCAUCAGAUCAAACGAUGGGCCGCCUCGCUGGUUCUCUCCUUUGGAGUGCUGCUCCCACAGUCGUGAUUCUCCUCUCCUUUUGUUUUUGCCUGGGAUUGAUGGCACGGGGCUUGGACUUAUAACACAUCAUCAUAAACUUGGAAAGAUUUUCGAGAUGUGGUGUUUGCACAUUCCAGUUAAGGAUACCACCUCAUUUACAGACCUAGUGAAGCUGGUUGAAAGAACAGUAAGGUCAGAGUACACAAGAUCACCACUCCGACCAAUUUAUCUUGUUGGGGAAUCUCUCGGAGCAUGCAUUGCCUUAGAUGUUGCCGCUCGUAACCCUGAUGUUGAUCUUGUGCUAAUUUUGGUUAAUCCAGCUACAUCAUUCGGUGGGUCACGAUUACAAUCUCUAAUACCUUUAUUGGAACUCAUGCCUGAUCAACUCUUUCUGAGCCUCCCUGAAAUGCUGAACUUGGUGUCAGGUGAUCUGUUGAGGAUGGGAUGGGAAAAUGUGGUGAAGGGACUUCUGCCACUCCAACCUUUUGGAGAGCUAUCACAGGAUCUUACUGCAAUGUCAUCUUACCUCUCUGUUCUGGCUGAUAUGUUACCAAGAGAAACACUUCUCUGGAAGCUACAAAUGCUUAAAUCCGCUUCUGCAUCUGCCAAUUCACACCUCCAUGCUGUAAAAGUUCAAGCACUGGUACUAUGCAGUGGAAAGGAUCAGUUGUUUCCCAGUCAAAAGGAAGCCCAACGACUUCGCCACAUGUUGCCAAAAUGUCAUAUACGUAUGUUUGAAGAAAGUGGGCAUUUUCUCUUCUUGGAAGACAAUGUUGAUUUGGUAACAAUCAUCAAGGCUACUAGUUUCUAUCGUCGUGGAAAAUACCUUGACUAUGUGUCUGAUUACAUGCCACCAACACCAUAUGAAUUCAAGAAAAUACAAGAAUCAAACAGUAUCUAUAAGUUGACGGUUGGCAGGGUUUACCUUCUGUCAGCCUUGCUGAUCAAUAUGCCUUUAGUUGACAGGCUAUGCUCACAUUGGCAGUUCCUCAUCCUAGCAGAUUCGGUUAGUUUUAGAAACACAUUAUUUCUAAUAAUAUCGUCUCUCAAUAUUGUUGUUCCUAGAUGGGUUCUUGCUGUCACUAGUCCUGUGAUGUUCUCAACUUUAGAGGAUGGCAAGGUGGUGAGAGGCCUGGCUGGAAUCCCCUUACAGGGACCAGUCUUGUAUGUUGGCUAUCACAUGUUACUGGGAUUUGAACUGGCUCCAAUGGUGAUUCAGUUUUUGAUGGAGAGAAAAAUUCUUUUGCGAGGGAUAGCUCAUCCAAUGAUGUUUAUUAAAUUGAGAGAAGGAAAAAUGCCUGAUCUAGCUGCAUUCGACACAUUUAGACUAAUGGGUGCAGUUCCUGUGUCUGGACCCAACUUCUACAAACUUCUGUCCUCAAAGUCUCAUGUCCUACUGUAUCCUGGAGGUGUUCGUGAGGCUCUUCACCGAAAGGGUGAAGAAUACAAGUUAUUCUGGCCAGAACAGUCAGAGUUUGUCAGGAUGGCGUCUAAAUUUGGUGCAAAAAUCGUACCCUUUGGUGUGGUAGGAGAAGAUGAUGUUGGUGAGCUAGUUUUUGAUUAUGGUGACCAAAUGCGAAUUCCUCCCUUGAGGUCGUUCAUAAAAGAACUCACAGAAGAGGUCGUGCAAUUGAGGACUGAUGCAAAUGGCGAGGUUUCAAACCAAGAUAUCCACCUUCCCGGAGUUCUUCCUAAAUUGCCAGGCCGGUUUUAUUAUUAUUUUGGGAAACCUAUCGAAACAGAAGGGAGGAAACAAGAGCUAAGAGACAGAGAGAAAUGCCAUGAAUUGUAUUUACACGUAAAGUCGGAGGUUGAGAGAUGCAUGGCCUACUUGAAGGAAGAAAGAGAAAAAGAUCCAUAUAGGAAUUUAUUACCUCGGUUGUUAUACCAGGCGACGAAUGGCUUCACAGCUGAAGUUCCAACGUUUGAACUUUGAUUUACAUCUCUGCACAAUGAAAGUUCGAUUUUAAUUUGUCUUUUAAGAGAAGCUCAAUCAAGAACGUUCCCCAGUGAAGGUUGCAAAUGGAGUCUUUACUGAGGGUUGGCCGUCUACCAAAUGGAGACUUCAAUAAGAAAUUCUGAAUCUUGAUUACUGAUUAGACAGUUCCAAAAAGAAGAAAAGAACAAAAUAAGGAUGCAAGUUUGG